AGGGGUUCAGGAGAAAGAGGGCAGUUUUUUUGUUUUGUUUUACAUUUACAUUUUCAUAAGAUAUUCCGUCUCUAUUUGUAGCUCUAAUCAUAUUUAGAGCUGGGGGUGGAGGUGGAGGUGGAUGAGCUGGUGCGAGAAGAAAACGCCACAAGGCGUUUACAGGCUCCGGGUGUCUAAAGGGCGCGUCUUAAUCCCCUUCCCUCCCAAUUUAGUUUCUCUAUUGGAGCGAGGUAAACACAGUGUCACCCCGCUUUACACUAUUUUAUAGUUUGUUAAAGCGUUUACAGCCACUUUGUCCAAGACUAUUAUCCUCCCCGGCCCUUCUCACAUGUUUAUGGAGAUCAUAUUUCUAAAAGUAGUUUCUCCGAUCUUCAGAGAGACGCUUCGAAGCUCGUUUAUUUUCUCACCAGUAGCAGCGGUCAUGAAAAAGGAAAGCAAAGAAAGCUCCCACAGCUGACUCUAAAACGUCCAUUACAUUUAUAGGCAAGAUCUUGUAAAAGCUGCAACCAAUUAGGAAGCGCGACUCUUUCCCUCUCUGCUCUGGCUCAGCUCCCCUCUGUCGGUAGGCCGUUCCGACAUGUUCGGCCUCCCAGUAACAUCGCGCUCCCGUUUCACAUUCAGCGAGAUACAGAAGAAAGAGCGACUGUAUGUGACCAGUACAUAAACCUCCACCUCUAUCCACCCAUUCACACUCAAAACUAUUCUUCUCUGGGUUAGUUGGUGUGAAGUGUACACUUGAUGAUAGGCAGAGGGGGAGAAUUCUCCUUUAUUUUACCGUUCGCUCCCUGCUCGACGCCGGCAGUUCUUCUUCUGACUAAUCGUCUUCAUUAAGAGUCAAGUUCCUCCAAUCUAAUGAUUCAAAAAGGCGCUGAUUCGGCGAAGGACAGAAGAGUAAAAGGGUUCAAUGUCAAGUUUGGGGCUUCUCUACAUUUGCCUAAAAGAUGGAGAAUUGUUAAUAGACGCAAAUUAGAAAUGACACACACACACGUCCACACACACACGCACACAGACGGAUGCCAUGGCUGAGGAAAGAACGUGCAGAAGAGGGAGCUAGAGAGAGAGAGAGAGAGAGAAACAGAGAGAGAGAGAAAAAAUAUGAAACAAGUCAUUUGCAAAGGAGUAAAUCACGGAAAGCUGGGUGAGAGCGCGACAGGCUCCCGGUUCCAGCGUUUCCACUGGAAUUGUGAUUGUGAUGCGCAGGAGUCUUUCUUCUCUGCUGCUUCUUCUUGUCUUUGUUCUUCUUUUUCUCUUUCUCCGCCGGAUAUCCAAUGGAACCGUGCUGAUUGUUGUACUGUUGUUGCAGUUGCUUUGCCUUUUUCCUCGCUAUCCCUGCUCUGGUUGCUUCUUGUCGCCGUUGCUCACACUGCAACCAGAUUGUGUGUUGUGGCUGUGAGGGAAAGCUGAACAGCCCCGGCGGCGGACCCGAUUCUCUUCCCCCCAUCUUGGUCUGUGUGUGUAUGUGUGUGUAUGAGUGUGUUGUCGGCGUGUUACUGCCUCUCAGCACCGCACAGAAGCAGGGGGAAACAAUAAAAAGAGAAAGAAAAACACACACCAGAUAGUACACUUUGACUGUGCUGAGCCAAACGCACGUUUAAGAAUAUCCAUUACACGAAAGAUGAGUUCAUAUUUUGUAAACUCGCUCUUCUCGAAAUAUAAAAGUGGAGAUUCGUUACGGCCAAACUACUAUGAGUGUGGUUUCGCACAGGACCUGGCCGGCAGCCGGCCCACGGUGGUCUAUGGACCGGGAUCCGGCGCUACCUUCCAGCAUACUCCGCAGAUCCAGGACUUCUACCACCACAGCGCCUCCUCGCUCCCAAGCAACCCCUACCAGCAGAGUCCGUGCGCGGUCACAUGUCACGGCGAGCCGGGGAACUUUUAUGGAUAUGACGCACUGCAACGACAGACGAUUUUUGGAACCCAAGACGCCGACUUGGUCCAGUACAGCGACUGUAAGCUCGGGGGCGCGACCGGACUGGGCAACGAGGACGCGGAGGGAACCGAGCAGAGCCCUUCGCCGACACAACUGUUUCCCUGGAUGAGGCCACAAGUAGCUGCUGGCAGAAGAAGAGGUCGGCAGACCUACAGUCGCUACCAGACUCUGGAGCUGGAGAAAGAGUUCCUGUUCAACCCCUACCUAACCAGGAAACGCCGAAUCGAGGUGUCGCACGCAUUAGCGUUGACAGAGCGGCAGGUUAAGAUCUGGUUCCAGAAUCGCAGGAUGAAGUGGAAAAAGGAGAACAACAAGGACAAGUUCCCCAGUAGCAAGAGUGAACAGGAGGCGGUGGAACGGGAGAGGAGGGAGAAGGAACUGCGAGAGGCCGGUGGUGGUAGCGGUGGAGGCAGUGGAGAAGGGGAUGGAGGAACAGGCACGGGGUCGGGUACGGCGGGGUCUCAGGGCUCCGUCAGUGAGGACUGCUGUGAGAAAACACACAAACAAAUGUAAAGAGAGAGGCAGAGAAUUUUGAGGGAUCGGGGGUGGUUAAUCUAAAUGGCCAACAAAGGUGAUGGUUGAAGUUGGAUCAGUGGACUAUUUUAACUUUAACGAGGCCAAUAAACUACCUGCGCUCUCCGUGAUUCGUCAGAUGAGGCUCCAGUAUUGUAAGCGCGACGAGUUGGAAGGACUGAAGGUCUGAUGACUGUCAAAACCACAGGAAAGAGCUAUAAAGCAAAAAAAAAAUAAAAUAAAAAAA
This is a messenger RNA of Xiphophorus couchianus (Monterrey platyfish), 2690 nucleotides long. Its product is annotated as homeobox protein Hox-B8a. The record is from RefSeq and is a predicted model, not a curated record. Gene Ontology annotation, biological process: regulation of transcription by RNA polymerase II. Gene Ontology annotation, cellular component: nucleus. The coding region runs from base 1616 to 2443 and encodes 275 amino acids. NCBI's taxonomy places the organism in Eukaryota, Metazoa, Chordata, Actinopteri, Cyprinodontiformes, Poeciliidae. Gene Ontology annotation, molecular function: DNA-binding transcription factor activity, RNA polymerase II-specific; RNA polymerase II transcription regulatory region sequence-specific DNA binding. The transcript is spliced from 2 exons.